Molecule: messenger RNA, 2213 nt
Organism: Effrenium voratum
Lineage: Eukaryota; Dinophyceae; Suessiales; Symbiodiniaceae
Source: the annotation of a GenBank genome assembly
AAGGAGUUCUCUUUGUGAGAGUUCCGGGGGCAUGUUGACGCCUCCGGUGGAGAGUGGGAUCUUGCAUGGCGAGGAUGCGGUUGAGAAGGCCGCGCAAGCAGCGGCUGCCUGCAGGGAGAAGGGCGAUGUCGUAGGCGAGGCUACCUCCCUGCUUCGCAAAUCUGCGGCGCUGCAGGGCGAUGACAUGGCGGCACUUCAGGCGGCCUACCAUGCGCUGAAGCUCUUUCGGGAGCUGGGGCACCAUGCUGGCCAGGCGCAGGCACUCCAUGCUAUGGCCAAGGCGCAGUUGGCCCGGCGGAAUGUGGACGAGGCCCUGAAUCGUGCUGCGGAGGCUUUAAGGCUGCUGCGGCAACUGGGUGACCGCAACCAAGAGGUCCAGGUGGUUUGCACUGCCACAGAGGCGGCGCUCAUGCAAGGCGCAGGGCGCCAGGCUUUGGCUUUCUCCCUGGAAGCCCUCACCACCGCCCGCAAGCUCACGGACCGGCCUUUGGAGGCGCAGGUCUCUUGCUGGGUGGCCCGGGCCCGUGUGGCCUGUGGUGAGACAGAGGGAGCGGCUGCUGCAGCGCAGGAGGCGCUCGCCAUCUACGAGGAGCUCGGACUCAACGCGAUGAAGCUGCAAGCUUUGGAAGCUUUGGCUGCGGCUUGUAAGGCCAGGAGGAACCCAUCCGACGCUGUGAGCUGCGCAAAGCGCUUAUCAGCAGCCUUUGCCCAAGAAGGGCUGGCGGAGGAGGAAGGGCAGUGCUCUUACAUCCUUGCUUCCAUCCACCACGAGCUGCAAGAUCUUGAAGCAGCUCUGCCUGCUGCAGAGGAGGCACUUCGUUGCUUCGAAGCGGCCAAUCGGACCUCGAGUCAGGCCAAAGCUCAGAGCCUUUUGGCGACACUUCGCCUGGAGAGCAAAGACUUCCAGGAAGCUCUAGAGGGAGCACGCCGUGCAGCACUGCUGUGCAGUUCUGGGAGAGUUGGCCGCGAAAUUCUGUUGACUUGCAUCAACACCCAGGCGCUUGCACUGGCGCAGCUGGGCAGCUUUGCUGAGGCUUUGCAGUUUCUUGAGGAGCAGCUACGUCAAUUUCGCUCUGCAAAAGAUAAGCAAGGAGAAGGGCGUGCGCUUUUCAUGAUGGCCCAGCUGCUGCAAGCCAAAGGCUCUGAGGAGGCCCUGGGCCGCUUGGCACUUGCAGCGCCUUUGCUCUUGGAGAGCAGGGACCGCCAGUGCGAGGCUCAGGCCUGGCAGCUGAGCGCCAGGAUCCACUUGGAAAAGAAUGACCUGAAGAAGGCGCUGCCGGCGGCGGAGAUGAGCCUCGCAGCCUUCCGUCAGGUCGGCGACCGCCGGGGCCGAGCCCAGGUGGCGGCGCUGCUGGCGGAGAUCCAGUUCUCCUUGUGUGGCCUGGAGCAGGGUGGCGGCAGCCUGGAAGAAGCAUUGCGUGCCGCUAAGGAGUCCGUUUCUCUAUUCCAAGAUGUCAAGGACAGGAGUGUGGAGCUGGGCUACAGUUUGCACUGUCUGGCCAACAUCAACCUGGCCUUGCAUGACUGGGACGCUGCUUUGCGCUCUGCAGAGGAGGCGCUGGAUCUCUUCCAAUCGCUUCACCUGCCACUCCUGGAGACCACGGCGCUGCUUUUGCAGUCCGGAGCCUUUCUGGGAGCAAAGGACUUCGAGCGCAGCAGGCAAAAAGCCAUGGAGGCCUUGGAGAUUUACAAAUCGGCGGGCGCUAUGAAAGGUGCUGAGUCUGUGGACGAAUGGCUUCGGAAUUUGGAGCGCUAUGCCACGGGCGAGCUGAAUUUGAAGACAUUUCAUGGGUUUUCAAUGCGCCGGAAGUACACUGCACCAGUGGCGCAGGCGGAUGAACGACAGAGCAUUAGGCAGCCGCGGAAGCUCUCGGCGCUCCAAGACAUCGAUGUCAUGACAGCUGACAACACUAAGGCAACAAGGAGCUACAUCGUUUCCUACCAGGGGCUGGAGCAUCGCAGCGGAGUUGCUUCUCAGCAAGCUCCAGCAAGCAAGCAAAAAGCCACGGCUGCCGCGUUCUCAAUGUUUCAGCUUGAAGAGAAGGAAACCGACUACGCUAUCCGAUGGGUGCAGCGGCGGAAGACGAAGAGUCAUUCGAAAGGAAAGCGCUUGCACCCUGCCGAGCAGGAGAAGCUGACCGUGCCAGAAACCUCCGCUAGCUGAAGCUUGCAUCUUUAGGCAGCUCGAUUUGAUUAAGCGCCGAUUGUUACAA